UGUUGAAAGGCAGUUGUGUACUUUGAAGGCCAUGGCAUCGGAACCGCGCCAGCCGACGCGACCGUCGUUCUCGCGCCAGCCGACGCGGUCGUCGUUCUCAGGCCAACCAACAACGCGGUCGUCGUUCUCACGGUCUCUCUCGGGGAUGCUCGUCAAGUCCGUCUCGGGCGCCCUCGCACCGACCAAGUGGCUCGCCAAGCCGUUUGAAGCGACCGAGGAAUUCUCAGGCGAUGAGACGAUCCAAGCACUCAAAGAGUGCUUGCAGUGCCCGAUUUUGUGCUUUUGCCUCUUGAAACACGUGCUCUCGACCAUCUUCUUUUGUGUCAUGUCCAUCUCGCUCCUAACACUCACACCCAACGAAGCCGCAACCCUUCAGAUUUACUCCCCGUCAGCCACGACGGUCUACGAUCUUGUCUCUGCUGUGGGCCACGGCUACGCCAUCGUCGAGCUUAUCUAUCAGUACCUCUGGCGCUUGGAACCUAAAACACAAGCGCGGCCACGUUCAGGGCUGUGGCGCCAGUGCCUCAACCGCAUUCAACAGUCGCGCACCGCGACAUGCUGGUGCCAACUGCUCGAGAUCAGUGCGCAGUCGUACCAAGCGUGGAGCCUCUCGUACAUGGUGUCGUCGAUGCCGGUCGUCGCCCUCUACACCGCGUGCAUUGCGCUCAACGCGAUUCUCUCGCCAUGGCUGCUGUGUUCUCGCAUCGCCUAUGUCCACAGGACCCUCCGUCUCUUCAUCAACGGCGUCUUUGGGUUUACGCUCAAUACUGGAUUUCCCCUCAUCGAGCUCGUGCCCCGGCUUCUCAAGCGGCGUUUGACGCCCCGGGCGCACAUCUCGCAGCUCCGAAACGACCCGCUCUGGAUCACAACGAUCGUGCUGUACACGCGCGGCUUCAACGCGACGACCGGCGUUGGCCUCAUCGUCAAGAUUGUGAGCACCUUGCUCAAUUUCUGGACGCUCCGACUUUUAGUGUCGUCCAUCUGGGGAAACCCAAAGCGCAAGCCGGUGUCGUUCAAGCUGGGUCCACGCUUGAGUCAGGUUAUUCCAUCACCAGGAAUCGGGCCUCCCGAGCAGGAGGUGUCGCUGCGACGCAACUCUCGCAUCGUAUCGCUCGCCCAGCUGCCGCAGGCGCGGUACUGGAAUUUUCGCAUCUCGGGCACUUCCAAGGUGCUCUGCACCAUCAUGGGAGCCUGGGGAGCGCUGCUUUUCGCGGCUACGGGCCUCUUGAUUGCACAGCCGCCGAGUGCUUUGUGUCCGUCCGACUGUCUCCUUCACGUGACGCCGCUCUUUCACCUCUCGUGCGACUGCGUCUACUACCGACACGUGUGUGAGAAGAACGCGAGUUCAAACCUCACCGCGUUGAUGUCGCCGUCGCGGCUCGGGGACGACCUCUUUUUCUUGGAAAUUGUCCACUGCGCACUCCCCAACGGUCUUCCCCCGGCACUCUUGCUACCAUUCGAGUCGCUUUUGGCCGUGCGUAUUUUGCACUCGAACAUGACAGCCUACGAUGUUUCAGCGCGCUUCCUCCCGACAUCCCUCGUGUAUUUGGAGAUUCGGUACUCGCAGCUCACGCAGGUCCCCGCCAUCGUUGCUACGGCGCUACCCCCCAACUUAAUGUACCUCGCUCUCGACGGCAACGCUAUCAAGCAUGUCCCAAGAGAAACGCUGGCGGCGUGGCGCCCGCUGACGUCCUUGCACAUGUCCGAGACGAACAUUGCAGACGAGGUGUUUUCUGGUGUCGUCGAGGUGCUGCCGCAGCUCACGGAGCUGUCACUGCACCACACGGCCGUCACCACGAUCCCCAUGCGGCUGUUUGAUCUGCCGCUGCUCACCCAUGUCUUUCUCUCGUCGACAGCCAUUUCGGCGCUUCGAAUCCCAUCGAACGCGUCAAGUCCGCUGCUGCUCCUCGAUGUGUCGUGCACGGCGGUUGUCCCCCACGGACUCUGGCCUGCGUACGUUGUCCAAGGCCGCAAUGCGACGUACUGCACCUCCCCGAUGCGUGCAAAAGAGUGCUCGCCGGCCUUGUUAAACAACUAUUUGUGUGACGUGCCGUGCGCCACCAUCGAGUUGAAAGGCGACGACGGCGCCUGCGCUCCGUAUUUCGAGGUGGCGUAG
This is a messenger RNA of Saprolegnia parasitica CBS 223.65, 2116 nucleotides long. RefSeq lists its product as hypothetical. The transcript is spliced from 4 exons. The record is from RefSeq and is a predicted model, not a curated record. NCBI's taxonomy places the organism in Eukaryota, Oomycota, Saprolegniomycetes, Saprolegniales, Saprolegniaceae. The coding region runs from base 32 to 2116 and encodes 694 amino acids.